Messenger RNA from Rhizophagus irregularis DAOM 181602=DAOM 197198, 2172 nucleotides. RefSeq lists its product as uncharacterized. The record is from RefSeq and is a predicted model, not a curated record. Lineage: Eukaryota; Fungi; Glomeromycota; Glomeromycetes; Glomerales; Glomeraceae. Gene Ontology annotation, molecular function: protein binding.
AAAUUCUCCCUUUCUCUGUAAUUCAUAAAUCCAUAAAAAUGGAUGAUUCAUUUUUCAGGAUUUUCAACCCUUUUUCUAGAAAAAAAGGUUAAAGGAAUAUACUUAAUCAAAAAUGGGUUGCAAAAUUUUAAAACAUCAUUUAAUGUUAAUUUUGUUAAUUCAAUUGUUUCUUUGGGUUACAUUUGUAAAUGGACAAUUUAUACCAGGACCUCGAACAGGUCACACGGCAACUCUCAUCGGAGAUAAAAUAUAUUUUAUAGGAGGAUAUAAUUUUUCAAUUAAACCUAAAGAAAGUGAUGUAUUUUAUUAUGAUGGAAAUAAACUAGCAUGGGUAGACGUGAAUAGUCAAGUUAGUGGUCAAGAUGCAGAUAUGCCACUUCAAUUUGGACAUACGGCUAAUAUAGGAGGACCUAAACAAGAUUUGAUAUUUAUUAUAGGUGGUGACCGAUUUUCAACAGUAUAUCAACUUGAUACUAAAACAAAUAAAAUUAUUACACCAAUAAUUCUGGGAGAUUUUCCAACUAGGGAUAACUUAAUGUUUAUGAGUUCUGUUAGUUAUAAAGGGCUAAUUUAUUUGUUUGGUGGAAUAGAAAUAGAUAAAACUGGUACUAAUGUUUUUUAUGAUAAUCAUUAUAUUUUUGAUACUAUUAAUUUGAAUUGGAAAGAGGGUGGCCUUACUAAUGUUCCUCCUCCCAGAUAUAAGCAUACAGCAACAUUAGUUGAUGAAAUUAUAUAUUAUAUUGGUGGUAUACAAAUGAAUAAUGCUUAUACUACUUCUUAUGCUUCAAUGUCCAUUAUUUUUCGAUAUAAUACUAUUUCAAAUACAUGGUCUUCAAAGGUAGCUACAGGAAAUACUCCAGGACUUAGAGCUGGCCAUUCAGCUGUUUUAGUUGAAGGCAAAAUUUGUAUAUUUGGAGGCGUUUACCUUGAUUCAUCACCUACAGAAUCAAUUGCUAUGUUGGAUACUAACAACUUAGAAUGGUCAAUACCAUCUUUUAAAAAUCCAAGGAGACCAAAUAUGCCAACUUUACCAAACCUAGUUUAUCAUACUGCCACAUUAGUAGAUAAGCGUAUGUUCGUUGCUUUCGGAAAUGAUACGGAUAAAUCGGCUAAUGCGGUUACUAGUGGAUAUAAAGGAUUAAAUACUGAUUUUUAUAUAUUUGACUUUAAUAAUUUUGAAUGGUACAUUGCAUCGGCAGAUGAACUUACGAAUCCAUCUUCUAAUAUCCCAAAGUUAUUUCCUUCCAGUGCAGGAAUGCCAUCGAGUAAAUUAGCAAUUAUUGGUUUAUCAGUUGGAAUAGUGCUAAGUAUAUUGGCAGUAGUCGGAAUAUUAGUAUUUGUAUAUUAUAAACGUAAGAAAAAUCAAAGUGAAGGUGAUGUCGGUUAUCCAGAAGAUGAUUCAAAUAUUUCUUAUGAUAAAAUGUCAUUAAGUCAACGAUCAACUUUAUAUUCAAGUCGACCAUCAAUGCAAUAUCAAUUUACAAAACAAUUUACACCAGAACAACGUAUCUCAAAUAAUAAUAAUUUAACUCAGCCUCAAGAUAAUCUCAGUCAAGAAUUUUUUAUUUUACAAAUUCCAUCAGAUGGUGAUAGAUUUUCUAAUCAUUCUUCUAAUUAUUAUCCCGGAAUUGGAACUGAUCCUCAUUCUCGAAGAAGUGAAGUUUCUCCACCCCCUCCCCCUUUAACUUAUCCUUAUUCUCAAAGAAAUGAAGCUCCUCUCCCCUCUCCCCCUUCAACUGAUCCUCAUUCUCAAAGAAAUGAAGUUCCUCUCUCCCCUCCCCCUUCAACUGAUCCUCAUUCUCAAGGAAGUGAAGCUGUUCUCCCCUCUCCCCCUUCAACUGAUCCUCAUUCUCAAGGAAGUGAAGCUUCUCUCCCCCCUCCCCCUUCAACUGAUCCUCAUUCUCAAGAUUCUCAAGGAAGUGAAGCUCCUCUCUCUCCUCCCCCUUUAACUGAUCCUUAUUCUCAAGGAAGUGAAGCUCUUCUCCCUUCUCCCCCUCCCCCUCAGACUCCAUAAACUUUAUAAAUAUUACGUAAAAACUUACUUAUUAUUACAUUAACAUGGUAUAAACAUUUUAAACUUCAUAAUAGACAAUUACUGCUUUAAGUAAUCAAGCAAUCUUUAUAAUAUGAUAUGACAUUCGUAUACUGUACCUAUAAUUCUGUUUUCAUUAA